Molecule: messenger RNA, 2373 nt
Organism: Prunus dulcis (almond)
Lineage: Eukaryota; Viridiplantae; Streptophyta; Magnoliopsida; Rosales; Rosaceae
Product: protein SCAI
Exons: 10
Coding region: 165-1961 (598 amino acids)
Biological process (GO): DNA-templated transcription
Cellular component (GO): nucleus
Molecular function (GO): transcription corepressor activity
Source: RefSeq, a predicted model, not a curated record
UAAAUGGCCCAAACAGAAAGCCCAUUUCCAAAGUUUACUGAACUGAGAAAGGAAAUGGAGACAAAUUCCUCGCUCCUCCUCUUCCUCCUCCUUUCUUAGCUCACUCACACUUCCAGUCCACCGCCAACCCCACCAAAACGACACCACACCAACCCAAAACGACAAUGCAAGCACAGCCAACCCCCAACAUCCCAGUUAGCGAGUUCUACUGGACUCUCCUCCACAAAGCCGACAAAAAAUUCUCCAAAAUUCGAGAGCUCCCUUAUUACCAUCGCAACAGGCACGAGUACGAUGCUUACUUCUACAAGGUCUUCAAGGUGUACACGCAGCUAUGGAAGUUCCAGCAAGAAAAUCGCCAAAAGCUCGUGGAGGCCGGUCUUCGUCGAUCGGAGAUCGGCGAGAUCGCGUCGCGAAUCGCUCAGCUGUACUUGGGCCAGUACAUGCGGACCAGCGAGGCCAGCUACCUCUCCGAGGCUUACAUAUUCUACGAGGCGAUUUUGAGCAGAGAAUACUUUAAGGAGGGCAUGUUUCAGGGCCUGGGCUUGGCCAGCAAGCAGCUCAGGUUCAUUUCUAGGUUUCUCAUGGUCUGCUUGCUUUUGAAUCGGCGGGAGAUGGUGCAGCAGCUGCUUAAUCAGCUCAGAGUCUUGGUUGAUGAGUGCAAGAGGACAUUCCAGGAAACUGAUUUUAAAGAAUGGAAGCUGGUGAUUCAGGAAAUAGUUAGAUUUUUGAAAGCUGACACAGCUUUUAUGAAUAUCAGGCCUUUGAGGUAUAGUCUUGUCCUAGACUGUCAUCCAGAUUCCUUACCACAUGUUUCCGCAUCAGUUGCAAAGAGGUCUUUGAGACUACGUGAUGCGAUACUGAGCAGCUACCAUCAUAAUGAGGUAAAGUUUUCAGAGCUCACUCUUGACACUUUUAGGAUGCUUCAGUGUCUGGAGUGGGAACCUAGUGGCUCAUUUUACCAGUCAAGUGGUGCUAAAAAUGGUCAGAAUGGGGCACCAGCUUCCAGCCGCAUUAACUACUCCCAGGAUAUUGCUGAUCCUACCCUGCCACCAAACCCACGAAAAGCUGUCUUAUAUCGUCCUUCUGUUACCCAUUUUCUAGCAGUUUUGGCCACAGUUUCUGAGGAGCUUCCCCCUGAUGGAGUUAUCUUGAUAUAUCUGUCAGCAUCAGGUGCUGGAAUGUACUCAGAUGCGACCUCCCCUUCUACGUUGGCUUAUCCAUCUGAUAGACUAAACCCUUCUCACGGACAAAGUAAAGGAGAUGGCUCAAGUUUUCAAGCGGGUUGUUUACAGUUUGGUACCCAUGGAAAUGGAGGAAUGAAUAGCAUUUAUCCUAGUGACUUGGUUCCAUUUACAAGAAGACCACUUUUUCUAGUCAUUGACUCUGACAACAGUGAAGCUUUUGAGGCCAUAAAUGGAGUACAAAAAGGUGAAACACCUGCAAUGCUCCUAUCUUCUAGUUCUUCAUAUCCAUUUGCUUCUAUUGGUUCCUCUCGUCAGUCAAGUGGAAGCCUGUUCACUAUUUUCCUCACAGCUCCUUUGCAGGCUUUCUGUUUAUUGAUCUGUAUUUCAGGAUCUGACAUUGACAUGGAUACAUAUAACAAGGCCGAGAAGCUUCUUUCCAGUUCAUUUAGUGACUGGGGGUCUACUUUGGUGACAUCAGACACUAUUGAUCCUGUUUGGGCACAGAUUUUGAGUGACCCAUUCCUAAGGCGACUCCUUUUGCGGUUCCUAUUUUGUCGGGCAGCGCUAUCACUCUAUGCUCCAACUUUCAAUAAGAAGGAAUUUAUUCCCAAAUGUAUACCGUGUCUUCCAGCGUCUGUCCUGCCAACGACAGCAGCAUGUCAAACUGUAAUUUUGCAGAUAGCGAACGUCUUUGGAGCCACAGGCAAGUUCGUCUUUUCAGAAGGACUUGAACUCCCAGAAAAUAGACAGGGUGACUCGGAAUCAAUGUCAUCUUGAUGAAUCAUAUGGGGCAAAGGACAUUAGAGAUAGACAAAUGAUUUGUGAGUUCCCUGUUGGUGUUUCAGAUUCUUGGUGUUUGUAUAGGAAAUUUCUAAGCCUUCAAGAACGUUCAAGAUGAUGCAAAACCUUUGUAAGAGACAAGUUGGACUUUGGACUUAUUAUUUUCUUUUUUAUUAAAUGGAAAGAAAAACAAAAAUUGAUGUCUGUAUAAUAGAAGAGAGCUCUUCUCUUGACAAUCCGCCCGAGUGACCCGUCCUAGUUGAAUCAGGUUGGCCUGGAUUUCAGUUUUCCCUCGAGUCAAGUUGAGUCAUAAGCCUUGCUGCCCAACAUCUCAUUUAGGUGCAACGUUAUUUUGUGAACUAUUGUGGAUGAUUUAUACUCAUUGCACUCGAAUUUUCUUUAUUGCAAA